Molecule: messenger RNA, 2855 nt
Organism: Nicotiana tabacum (common tobacco)
Lineage: Eukaryota; Viridiplantae; Streptophyta; Magnoliopsida; Solanales; Solanaceae
Source: RefSeq, a predicted model, not a curated record
AUAAAAAAAUAGCCGUUACAAAAGCCAGAAGCGUCUAAAGCUCACCGGUUCAUCCUACCUUCCCAAUCAGUUAAAUUAAAUCCAAUUUUCAAAACUAAUCCAACGCCCUAAAACCAAGCCCACCAAAAAAAAAAAAAAAAAAAAAAAAAAAAACUAGCCGUUACAAAAGCCAGAUGCGUCUAAAGCUCACCGGUUCAUCUUUUUUCUCCCUUUCCUGUGAUCACUGAAUGCUACAAGCAGAAAAAAUACCCUAGCAAAUCCUAAAAACCCUAACUCCGAUCAACUUUUCAGCAACAAUUACAUUGCUCUUUUGAUGGAUUCAAACGGCAAAUCCAUUAGACUUACGCCUAAAAAAUGCUCCAAAAAUUCAGAGAAUCUGAACCCCAAUGUGGAACAACACAGUCCUUAUUUGUCAAAAUCUUCUAAAUCACUAUCAAUGGCAAAAUCGGCGAAGAAACCCCAAAAUUCAGUAUCCAGAAACCCUAACGCAAAUCAAUUGGCUUCGCCUUCUCCCAAAAACAAAAUUCGUCAAAGGAAGUUUGUGAUCGCAAAGAAGAAGAAGUAUAAUAGUGAUAUUGUGAACCCUUCAGUGGCUUGUUGUAAGUGUAAUAAGGCUGGUGGUGGUGAGAAAAAGAAGUGCCUUUGUGUUGCUUAUGAGAGCCUCAGGGCUUCUCAAGAAGAGUUUUUCAAGAAUCGCUGUGGAAAUGAACACGAAGAAAGUGAAAUAGAGAAGUUGGAUAAUGUAAAUGGGGCUGAAAUUGGCAAUGAAGAAGGAAUGAGUAACGAGUCCUUGACUCAAAGCAUUGAGACUGUGGAACUGGGUGAUCGUUGUGUGGCUGACGAAAUGGAGGAAAGGGCAAACGAGGAUGUGGGUUCGGGUGAAAGGAGCGGUGGAACUAUAAAGAGGAGGAGGGAGAGGUUGCUGGAAGAAGCAAGACAAAGUGUAUCUGAAUCGGGAAAAGUGAUGCAUUUAGUUAAGGCUUUUGAGAAGCUUCUUUCGAUACCAAAAACAAAGGAGUGUGAAGGGGAAAAGGAAACAGAAGAUUCUGGAAAGGGACAAAAAAGGGCAUUGCCUGGCUUACAACCUUCGAAGAUUCCUGCGACACAGAUGUCUUCUUCUUUGUUUUGUCCAUCAGAUUUUUUCCUCACCUCUGAGAGUUUAGGCUUGGAUUCACGUCGUGCCUCCUCAUUGGAUAGCAGCCACGGAAGCUUCAGUAUUUCAAGCAGGACUUCAGGUGGUGGUCGAAGGAGCAGACACAAUAGCGCUGAAUCAUCAGGCACAUUUACUAGAAGAAACUGGAAGAGAAGGCAGCUCAAAGCGACCUCACAAAAGCCCUUCAAACUUAGAACUGAGGAAAGGGGAAAAUGUAAGGAGGAAGAAUUUUUAGAGAAGGUGCAACAAAUGGCGGAGGAAGAGGAGAAACAGCGGAUACCAGUUGCACAAGGCCUUCCAUGGACAACAGAUGAGCCAGAGUGUUUGCCAAAGCCUCCUGUAAAAGAGAGCACAAGGCCAGUUGAUCUGGUGCUGCACAGUGAUAUUAGGGCAGUUGAACGUGCUGAGUUUGACCAUCAGGUGGCAGAAAAAUUGAGCCUUUUUGAACAAUACAAGAUGGAAAGAGAGAGACAACAGAGGAUGGCCGAGGAAGAAGAAAUUAGGAGGCUGAGAAAGGAACUUGUUCCAAAAGCUCAACCAAUGCCCUACUUUGACAGACCUUUCAUUCCUACAAGAAAAUGGAGGAGUAAACCUCUGGGAACAACUCAGUGAGACUAUAAAGGCCAAGAUUGGGACAGUUACAUAAUAAAAGUAGCUGGGGUAAGGGGAGCUCUGGGAAGAGCUCAUGGUCACAUAGAACUUUGAGAGGCAGUGGUCUUGGUCCUAGUAUGGGCCUUUCAAAGAUCUAAAAAGGAAAUAUGAGAUGAAGCAAAACUUGUAUAUAUUGUUUUUUACGCUCGAAAUUUUUUAGCUGAUUGAAGAGGGUGAACUCCGUCUUGGCAGGUAUAAGGGGAAAGAAGCUGCUUAUUGUAGCAGCAAGUUAGUGAUCUUAACGCAUUCCCCAGUAAAUUUUGCUAGUGUUAUCUACAAGUCCAUCCAUUUCAAAAAUUGUUCCAUAUGUAGCUUGCCAAAACUUGUUUACCUUUCUUGUAUUGUACUGCCAAGUUUCUGCCCAAAACUGGUUUGAGCUUUUGGUGUAAAGAAAUUCUAGCCUGUGUAUGCUUUAGCAUUAUUUCCUAGCAUUGAGUCAACUCACUGAAAAGGGGAUGUGAUAGCUAAGAGUUGGGCAGCAAACUAAUCAAAAGGGGGGAUGUGCCUUGCAAAAGCAUUUGAGACCUGGUAUGCAUUGAAGAAAGCCAUAAGGAAAGAAUUUGCACCUAGUCACUCAUCCCAAAGACUUCAACAAUCAUGCCCAACCUACCUAAGGAGUUCGUAAGCAUAUACUCUUCGUGGAGGAAUAAAGGGAGAGCAAGUUGAUAACCUUAAAGUGAAAAAAGAGAGGUAAUGUUUAAAAAUGAAAAUGAAUUAGUAAGAGGUAGCGGAGGCCGAUUCUAAGUUACUAACAUCCUGCAUUGUUGGUGAGGCAGUUACACCACGGAGAAUGGCACAACAGUAGAGGAAAUCAAGAAAAUUGUUGAUAAUAGAGGAGUGGUUGUUAAAAACUGUUAUAGAGAGGCGAACAAGGUAGCAGACAAGUUAGCAACACUAAGUCACAGACAUCGUCAACACAUUUUCUUUACAAACUUAGAAGGACUACCAAAUCAGGUUAGAGGUCUAAUUCAGCUAGACAGAUGGGAGUUGGCUUCAUUCAGGAUCAAGCAACUUAAGGCAGCAGCGAUACAGUUCGAGCCACCAUGAGUAC